UGAUGAUUCGUCAGGCGGAAGUUGUUUUGAUUGCGGAAGUGCACAGAUGCCGUAGGCGCAGCCCACCGAAGCAGUCUGGUCCAGGACCUAAAUUUGAUCGUGUUUUGAUUCGGCUGUAUGUAGGCCUCUGAGAGCGUCGGUUUACAGCUCGAUCAGUGUUCCAGGUUGAGCUGUCGGGAUGGCAGACCACAAUGACGUCAGUCUGCCGCCGGAGGAGAGAGUCCGCGCUCUGACCAAGAAGGGAAGCUCGGUGGAAGUAAACGACGAUGUGCCCCCGCGCCGCUACUUCCGCUCUGGCAUGGAGAUGGUCCGCAUGGCGAACAUCUACACAGAGGAGGGCAACAUUGAGCACGCCUUCGUCCUUUACAAUAAAUACAUCACGCUCUUCAUAGAAAAACUUCCCAAGCAUCGGGAUUACAAGACAGCUAACAUUCCUGAGAAGAAGGACACACUAAAGAAACUGAAGGAUGUUGCCUUUCCUCAAGCAGAGAUUCUGAAAAAAGCUCUUUUGAGGAGAUUUGACCAGGAGUACGCCCAGUAUCUUGUCAAAAAGAAAGCGGAGGAGGAAGCCUUGGCACGCGAGCAGUCCAAGCAGCGGGCGCUGGACGCCGAGCGGGAGCGCGUGGCUGAGAUGCAGCGGCGGCAGCGGGAGCAGGAGCAGUUCAGUGCCUUUGAGGAGAUGAUCCGCCGCCAGGAGCUGGAGAAGGAGCGCCAGCGCGUGCUCCUGGAGUUCGCCACGCCUGCUACACCUUCCCCUGACACUCCCCUCAUUCCAGGCUUCCAAGUCCCUUCAAUCGUCUCCCCCACCACCCCACAGAGCCCGGGGGACAUGUCCGGCGGCAUCAACCACCAACACAAUCGUCCCCCUGCAACCAUCGGCACACCUGUCACGGGCCUGCCCAGCUUCGACCGCUCGCUCAAGCCUGGAACUUUGGUCAGCCCCGGGAACAACAAUACGAUGGUGGAUGCCCUCCGGCAGUUGGCCGUGCCCGCUGAGCUGUGCCGGAGCUUUCUGAGGUUGGCCGAGGCCAACACAAGCCGAGCUGUAGAAACUUGUGGCAUCCUGUGUGGCAAACUGACCAGGAAUGCGUUUACUGUGACGCAUGUCAUCGUACCAAAACAAUGUGGCGGGCCAGACUAUUGUGACACAGAAAAUGAGGAGGAACUGUUCCUCAUACAGGACCAGUACGAUCUCAUCACCCUGGGCUGGAUACAUACUCACCCCACACAGACGGCCUUCCUGUCCAGCGUCGACCUCCACACACACUGCUCCUACCAGAUAAUGAUGCCUGAGGCCAUCGCCAUCGUCUGCUCGCCUAAGUUCAAUGAAAUCGGCUACUUCAGGCUGACAGAUCGAGGAACGGAGGAGAUCUCAACAUGCAAACAGAAAGGCUUUCACCCUCACAGCAAAGACCCACCUCUAUUUACACACGCGGGACAUGUCACCAUCACCGAUGACACUGUGUCCAUGGUGGAUUUGCGGUGAUUUUCCUUUUUUCACCACAACCCUCACAGACUGUUUUAUCAAACUGUAGACAUUUUACCGAAGGAAAACACUCAUCUUACAUUCAGGACGGUACUGAGCAAAUGCCGGCCACGAGUUUACUAUUGACAGACUUAAAUUGUUCUCAAAGGGAACAACAUUGUGAACUUUAUUUUUUUUCUGUUUAAUUUGUUUUUUGUUUUGCUCUUUGAGAAAAAUUCUACUUAUUAUUGCACUUUCCAAGCAAACAACUACUAUCCGCUUACUGGACUAAAAAACCUCUGGCUCGUCAUCCCCUCUGUUUUUGUCAGCACGUGCUCCAGCUCCAAACUGUUCGAGUUUUGUUUAUUUGCCAUGAAUAAAAAUGUCUUUUUGUCAGUAAAGUGUCCAGAAACCCAACCUUUGUUUGGUAAUUGUCAUCAAAGUUUGGUUCUGUCUGACAGAUAAAGUGCCAAGGACGAGAACAUUCAUUAGUUGAGCUGUUCAUUGUGCAUCGUGAAGUUCAGUGUGUAGUUUGUAGUCACGUCUUUGUUCUUCUGACAUGGGUUUCCUUCACAAGCUGUUGAAGUGCUAUUAGUGAUGAGAGAAAGGAAAGCCAGUCGUAACUCAGGUCUGCAGGCAGCGUUGCUGUUGCUGCUCUGUAUUAUAUUUUUUUAUAUACAAACACUAUCACUCCACAGUAUCCUGUAUCUAUGAAGGGUUUUGUUUGCUCUUUGAUUCAUGCUUAUAAUGGAUCCACCUUCUACCACUUUUAUUUCCUCAUCCUAUGUAUUUUUGUUCUGUGGAAAGGGGUUGGUCGUACCUGUAUAAUGUGUCCAAGAUUCAGAGGACAUGUGUGCAACAGGCAAUCUGAAUGUGCCUUCUGCCACACAUUACCACACAUUACUAACCACCUGGCCAUGGUUUCAUGCCUCUAACCAUUUUUGUUUGCUCCAUUCUCUUGUUAGAAGAAGUAAAUGAUUAGCCAUACUUGUGAGAAUACCUUCAAUGAAUUAAAUGCCAAGGUAAAAAUAAAAUCAUUGUAGAUUAAUUCA
Molecule: messenger RNA, 2517 nt
Organism: Acanthopagrus latus (yellowfin seabream)
Lineage: Eukaryota; Metazoa; Chordata; Actinopteri; Spariformes; Sparidae
Product: STAM-binding protein-like A
Exons: 10
Coding region: 179-1486 (435 amino acids)
Biological process (GO): protein K63-linked deubiquitination
Cellular component (GO): cleavage furrow; endosome
Molecular function (GO): K63-linked deubiquitinase activity; protein binding; metal-dependent deubiquitinase activity
Source: RefSeq, a predicted model, not a curated record